This is a messenger RNA of Mesorhabditis spiculigera, 3504 nucleotides long. Lineage: Eukaryota; Metazoa; Nematoda; Chromadorea; Rhabditida; Rhabditidae. The record is from the annotation of a GenBank genome assembly.
AUGUCUAUUAGUGCGUAUGAACUGGUCGGUCUGAUGCAAAUCAAACUUUUUGGCGCCUACGUUCCGGAGGAGCCGGAGAACUACUCCUUCAAAUAUGUUGACGAGAAGGGGAGGCCGAAAAAAGUAGAGCACGAUGGCCUCGAAUCCUCGAGCGAGAUGAUCGACCACAAAUAUACUGAAGAGAUGUUGUCGCUCGGCGGGAUUUUGGACCGGAAUAAGAAGCGCUGUGUACAGGAAGAAAACUUCAAAAAGGCAAAAGAAGCGCAGUUGGCGCAACGAUUGCUGAAAAAAGCUACGAAAGAAAUGGAGGAGCUGGAAAAGGACAAGAAUGAUGCGAUUCAGGAAGAAGACUUCCAACGUGCCCAGGACCUGAAAGACGAAAUGAAGACAUUGAGAGCAAACGUUCUAGCAGCUAUCGAUCCAAAACUACUGGAGGAUGUACCGAAUGAUCCCGGGCCCUCUUCCGAUGACGUCACAAUCCGAAAGCCGGCCUCGAUCUACGAAACGGACGGGCUGGUGCCGCCUCCCAAGCUUUUCCAACCAAUCCGUGGGCUUUUUUGCGUACUUCGUGGUACCGAGCCAAUAAAGCUGUCCCCCCGGUCUACGGUGGGCACCUCGGCCAGUCACCGCGUAAAAACGGGUGUUUCGGCCAUCCCAGACUCCCCCACCCCACGCGAGGAUCGGCACCUACUUAAUGGCAGUCCGACACGCUCCGAAAUACGCAGCCCGAAGCCGAUAGGCGAUCUACCACUCCGACCGGUUGCUAGGUCACCAAUCAGAAAAUCGCCAAAACCAGCGACACCUCCAAGAACCUCGAACUCGACCAAAAGCCCGACCAGGACACCGUCGAGGAAGAUACGUACCGCGAGCACGCCCAGCUUCCAUGAACGGCGUCCGGCCACGCGCGAGUCCUAUAUCCCGGCCAGAUCGGAAAAGUCGAGACAGAAGACUUCCGGAAAUCGCUUCUACGAGAAGGAGAAUAUGGUGGUUCCGGCAGCGCUGAAGGGCCGUCGAACCUCGGACCCGGAAAUUCAGACGCACCGUCGGCACCGCGAAGAGCCGCCAGCCCUGACCGAAGCUGAGUUCCUCGACGCCAUCCACUCUUCCGACAGAUCAAUGGCUUCGAGGGCCAUUGAUACCUUUGGGUUGACUACGGUCCAAAAAAUCUAUUCGAAAAACUUUAACCAACGCCGCGAGGGGCUGCAAGAGCUGCAGGAGAAGCUGGAGAACAGCAGUGGGGUCUACACCUCUGCCCUCGACCUAUUCCGCUACAUUGGCGAGACCUUCAUCCCCGAGAACCGUCUCGAAAAGUCGGGUGCUCAGAAAUACGCAACGGCUACGGCAGAACCUCUUAUUUCUGUGCUCGGAAAUUCGGCAAAGAUCUGCAAAGCAUUCAUGCCUCGCUUGCUGGCCCGCUUCGAGUCGGGUGGGCAGAAAAGCGACCGUCCGAGGGCGGAAAUCGUCUAUGAACGAGCAAAAGCGCUGGGAAUCCCGCAACCGGAAGCCGGUCUCGACGAGAAGGCCGUUGGGAAAUUUUCGAUAGCCGCGAUGAAACAUUCGGAUUCUGAGGUGAAAACGAUCGGGAAGAAGUUCUUCGUUAUGGUCUAUGAAAAUGGUGAUCGGAAAGCCUUAAGGAAAAUGUUGCCAGACGACUCGCCCUCGACGCGCAAUCCAGUCUACCGGCAGCUACACGAAGAACUGCGAAGGAUUGACGAUGGAGAGGGGAGGGGGGAGAGUCGUGGAAGGAGAACUGGAUGCCUCCGAAUCCAGAAAACCGCUGAAAAGCAAUUUGCGACCAGCAAGCGUUGGGAGAUCGAGAUCCGGCAUCCGGAAGCAGACGAGGAGAAAUCGUUGGGCAACGUCAAAAAUGGCAUGAAAAAUGUGAACGCCGGCAUCGCUAUUGCUGAAGGGAAGAAGAAGCCAGAGGAGGUCCUCCAGCCGAAGGCCAUUGAAAAGAUGAACGCGAAGGCGGCGAAAGCGCAGACGCAGAAGAGGAUGGACGCCAGAUCAAGGUUCGCGGAUGAAUUGGGCGUGAACAGGGACAAGAUCCGGUACUCGCAAUCCAACUACCACUAUGAAAUCCAGAAAUAUGGCAACACCGUCAAUGCCAAACAGAAGGCCGGCAAACCAUUUUUCAACUCGAAAAUGGAAAGGUUGCAGAUGGUCGAUGCCGCGGUUGGGGCUGGUCUACAAACCGGUCAGGCCAUCUGCGAACUCACCGGGUUCAACCCCCGCCAGGAGUUGGACAAGCUGAUCGGCAAGGACAUCAUGCCAAAGGUGAUGAUGGCGUGGAAGAUCAUCCAGGGGCCACUGCAAAUAAUCGGAGCGCUCUACCCGCCCCUUGGGAUUGCGGUCGGCAUCGUCAGCGGGAUCAUGAUGCUGCUCGACCAGCCCCCGCCCACGGAUGCCCCGACCCCGGACCCGAUCUACGACUACCUGGCCGAGAUGCACAAUUCGCUCUCCAACCAGCUGGCCGACCUCAGCGACCAGAUGACGAAAGGGUUCAAAGACCUGAAUCUGGCCAUCGAGAAGCAGACCCAGCAGAUCCUCGACCGGAUUGAGGACGAGUGGCGCAUCACCGAAGAGUACCGGGAUCGAAUGAACUCCCGCCUGAAAAGCCACGAUUUUGACCCGAACAUCCUCGACGAGACGAGCCGCCUGUUGCUGAACAUUCAUUUCCAAGCGAUCGUCCCAUUCUCCACCUACCACGGAGCCAUCUGGACGAACGACACGAAGUCGCUGAAGGCCUACCUCGACCGGAUGGAAGACGACUACAACGCGUUGCUGGCGAUGGAUACGGAGCUCCGCCAAAUCUGCGCCGACUACCACAUCAUCGCGCACGGCGAUUCACAAAAGGGGCAGGAAGUACUCGCGAAAUUGGCCCAGGGCGUCUUCGGCCAGAUCCACCCGCACAACGGCGAUUUCGGGGAGGCGUUCUCGGCCGCGCUGCAGGAGCGCUUUUCCUGGGUAACUGCCGACGGGAAUCGGACCGCAGCGGCGAGAUACGCAAUCGUCGCCAAGACCGUGCAGGAUAAGCAAGCUGUGCGGGAUUGGGGACCGCUGCAAGAAAUCGAAUCCGGGCUUUUCAUCGGGGCAAGGUUUCUAGCCCAACAUCCAGCCACGGGCCAAUAUUACGAAAUCUACGUCCGCUCUGUCGACCUGGAGUCCACGCCCGAAACCCGGUCAGCUGAGGAGAGCGCGCUUCGGAUCCAAAUGGGCGAGGCGCUGAUGAAGAUCACCUCCGACGAUCUGCCCAGCCUGCAGGCUUCGUAUUGCCGGCGGAAAGUCGAUUCGUUUGCCCCGGACGCCAACGGCACGAUGAUAGCGGAGCCUGGAGAUCUGGAAAAGUGCUCCGGGGCGAUGCGCAUCGAGAAAGGAGAGCUGGAUCAGCUUCACCUUUGGCCCCCGGAGGGGCAGAUAUUCAAGGAGGGCGGAGGGUUGAUUCCGGGCUGUUGCUUCGGCAAGACAAUGGCCAGGGUGUGCCACUGCGUCUUGUGGCUGAGC